Glarea lozoyensis ATCC 20868 is the source of this 1860-nucleotide messenger RNA. RefSeq lists its product as uncharacterized. The transcript has a single exon. Lineage: Eukaryota; Fungi; Ascomycota; Leotiomycetes; Helotiales; Helotiaceae. Bases 1 to 1860 code for a protein of 619 amino acids. The record is from RefSeq and is a predicted model, not a curated record. Gene Ontology annotation, molecular function: protein binding.
AUGGACCUCACGGCAGCAAGCAACCGAGGAUACCUUGACGAAGCUAUUCUGAAUCUGUCAAAACCUGCAGCUGAUAUGCCUGAGAAUCAUUCCACCAGGGCUAUGUGCUUGAACAAUCUUGGAAAAGCUUACGAGUUUCGGUUCCAAUAUAGUGACUCCAAAUCAGACGAUGAUUUUAACAAUGCUUUGACGAACUUUGAAUUGGCACUCAAGCUAGAUUCGGCAGCUCCUAUGCUGAGAGUGACAGCAGGAUACCGUGGAAUGGUAUUAUCGUGGCCAAAGAAUCCUACAAAAGCUAUUGAAUUUCUGGAGUUGACAACCAACCUACUUCCUACGAUCAGUCCUCGUCUACUGAAUCGCGCCGAUCAACAGGAUAAUAUCGCCACUUUUGCUGGAUUUGCUAGUAUUGGUGCUUCAAUCCUUCUCGAGACUGGUAGGGAUACCUUCGACGCGAUCAAAAUCAUGGAAGCCAGUAGAGGAGUUAUGAGUUCUCUUCAGCUCGAGACACGUAUAGACACAAGCUGUCUUGAGGAUUAUGACAAGGAUUUAGCGGCAGAGUUCAUCGCUCUUCGAGACUUACUCGACUCACCACCCACUGAUCUUCUAGCAACUCCAAAAACUUCUAUUAACCUAGAAAAGAAAAUGGAACGAAGGAUCACAGCCUCCAAACGUUUGAAUGAGAUUCUCCUUGAAAUCCACACAGUCGAACAAUUAAACGACUUGAUCCUCGGAUUAUCAGAACAGAGCCUAAAGUCCCUCGCCGAGACUGGACCAAUCGUCACGGUAAAUGUCUCAUCUAUACGGAGUGACGCUCUCAUCGUCACCAAAAACAGAAUUUGGAAUUGCCGUCUUCCAGAACUUCAUCACACAACAGUUCUCGAACAGGCGCGGACUUAUCUUGACACACUUCGCGAAGAUAGUCCUAUCAGACGCAAAAAGACAAACAGAUUCCUGCACACCAUGCUGAAAUGGCUUUGGGAUUAUGCGGUUGGUCCCAUUCUAUCUGAGCUAGGCAUUGCAAGUAAGAAAGAGGACUGGCCGCGAAUCUGGUGGGUUCCAGUUGGUCUCAUGUCAAUCUUUCCACUCCACGCUGCAGGUGAUCAUUCGGGUAAGACGGACGAAAAUGCACUUGACAGAGUGAUAUUAUCAUAUUCAACAACCAUGAAGUCUCUCAGCCACUCGAGGAAACUAUCUCAAACCUCCACAAACAGUGGCUCUCAAAAAGCUGUCUUCAUCGCAAUGUCCUCUACACCAAACGAGCGAGACCUCGUCUUCGCCGAACCAGAAGUCACCCAACUCCUAUCCCUCAUCCCCGAGACCACCUGCCAGAAAACAACCUUCAAAAGCCCCGCCUACAAAACAGAUGUUCUCCAAGCUCUCACGGAUUGCAAUAUAGCCCACUUCAGCUGCCACGGUAUAAUCGACAACUCCAACCCCUCAAACACUUCUCUCCUCCUCACGGACUGGGAAAGUAAUCCUUUAACAGUCGCAGACAUAAACGUACUCAAACUCUCUAACGCACAACUAGCGUGUCUAUCAGCGUGUCAUGCCUCUAGCAACAGAACGAUAGAUCUGUUAGACGAAGGAAUCCAUCUCACCGGUGCGUUUCAAAUGGCCGGGUUUCCGCGGUCAAUUGGAUCGUUAUGGCAAGUUGAUGAUGAGAGGAGCGGAAUGGUUUCCAAGAUCGUGUGGGAGAAUAUGUUGGGUGUUGAUGGUACUAUUGAUUAUGGGAAAGCCGCUGAGGGAUUGCAUAAAGCGGUUCGUGCUCUGAGAGAAGCGGCGCGGUGGGUUGAGGGGGUCGAGAUGAGGUUUGAUGAUCAGCCCGUUGUGUGGGCGCCCUUUAUAUACAUGGGAGUUUGA